Molecule: messenger RNA, 2297 nt
Organism: Daphnia pulex (common water flea)
Lineage: Eukaryota; Metazoa; Arthropoda; Branchiopoda; Diplostraca; Daphniidae
Product: chordin-like protein 1
Exons: 10
Coding region: 230-1753 (507 amino acids)
Molecular function (GO): protein binding
Source: RefSeq, a predicted model, not a curated record
CGAAAGAAAAUGGGGAAACAUAACACGUGCUCCCCGCAAGCCCCCCAAAGUCAGUCUUCUGCCGACCGCCGUUGCGUUCACUUGUCUUUUAGAUUUCUUCCACCACAAUUUUUUAAGUGACUUACGUCAUCAUUGCCACAGAUUAUUAGUCACAAACGGAAAUUGUGUCUGAUUCAUUUUCUGAUUAUUAAAAUUCCAUCAGUUUGAAUCGGAAAAGUGUUGGAUCGCCAUGAAGAAUCGAAUCGUUUCGACAACGCUGCUACUCAUUUCCCUGUCGUCAUUCUUGACAGGUCCGGGACUGAUGGCAAUGGCCACCAGCCCCAGCGAGACGGCAGCCGGGACCUGCACUUUCACGUCGAGGAAUUACGCGGUCGGUGACGUCUGGUACCCGCGGCUCGGACAGCGUGAAGCUCUCCACUGCGUCGCCUGCAUCUGCCAAGAGGGCGGGAAAAUCAAUUGCACGAUCCACGAGUGCGGCGGACAGGAGUGCAGUUCUCCCGAAUUGGCGGCCAACAACAAAUGCUGCGCCCACUGUUCCAAAGAGACGACAUUUUCCACUCGGGCCUUCCAUCCGGAGAGCGUGAUUCCGGUGUCGUCGUUCUCCCUGUCGGAUCUGAGCGGCGGCGGUGGCAGUUCGACGUCGUCGGGCGUCACCUGCUUGCACAACGGCAACGUCUACCGCCACAAGGAGCGAUUCACUUCGGCCAACGUCGGUCUCAAACCGGAGCACGCCGACCAGUGCGUCCAGUGCUCUUGCGAGGGAGGAAUGGUCAUGUGCCAACUGAAAGAUUGCCCAAAAGUGGACUGCGACAAUCCCAUCCGCACCAAAGACGAUUGCUGCCCAGUCUGUCCAGAUCCAGCUGGAAGGGUGGACGAAAUGGAUAAUUCGCCCGUCAUUAUCCAACAGCAGCCGGAAGGGACCGGCAACAGCAAAUUGGAGGAUUGCAUCUCCGGCGGACGAUAUUACCUGCACGGGACGACUUGGCACCCGGUGAUGGGCCCGUUCGGGCCGAUGGACUGCGUCAAUUGCAAAUGCAAAUCUGGCAAGAUCGAAUGCCAACGGCUGGAAUGUCCCAGUCGGCCGGCGCUCAACUGCGACAGGCCCGUCAAAGUCACCGGCCGCUGCUGCCCAGUCUGUCCGCUCGAGGGUGGCAUUCAAGAAGGUCCCAUGACUCCGCUGUUGUCAACUUCGCCCGUCUCUGCCGCCGGGACGCGGUCCAACAUUCAGAGGACGUCGGCAAUGGCCGGCAGUGGCGGCCGGACGAAUAAAUCGCCGUCAGGGCGGCCCAGUCUAUCGCCGCCAUCUUCUUCUGCGCUCAUCAAAUCGUCGACUCAUCACGGCAACUUCAGUUUGUGUUUGCCCAGGGAUUAUGACGUCAUCGUCCACCGCGCCCAGGGCGGUGGCAGCACCUCCGAAUUCAUCCAGUACAUUUUCCAGCAAGUAGUGGACGGACAGGCCAUCGAACACCACAUGUGGAUGCUGCAACCGACCGUGACAACCUACAAAGUCCAGGAUCUGACCAGGGACCAGUCGGAGGCGUUACGUCAACGCUUUCGCUUCGUCCUUCUCGGCGCCACCGCCACCAAAUACGUCAAGCGGUUCUCCAAACGUGAAAAGAAAUUAAAGGCGAAAUGUCUGCCCGAUUCCGGAUGUCCGAAGAAGAUCCGCCGGCUGGAGCGCAAUUUGGCCUUGAAAGAAGUCACCAGCCGCAGGGGCUGUUUAGCCAUAGAAGUGGAAGCCAACACUCAUUGAGUGAAUGUGCUGGAUUCAUUUCAUUUCAAAAAACAAAUUUGGACAUUUUCUAUCACCAGAAGCGGCCGGCCGGCCGGCCAGAAGUUGUUGCACAUCUGACGCCUGGCCCGAAAAUUCUACACAGCAACCGGAUUGCGUCUAAUCGUAUCGGACUACGAUAUGCUAAUUAUACUACACACGCAUGGCGGGAUAUGCUCUAAUCCCGCAUUCAAAGUAUUCGGAUACCUCAUCUACCAAAAUAAAACACCCGGAACAUCCCCGCGUGAACGUCUACGCGCCGUUUUAUGGCGUCCUAUUAAAAAUUCAAAAAAGAAAAAAGAAAAAAAGGAGAUUUUGCGGAUAAAGUUGUUUUGAAAAACUAUAAUGUUUGUACAUUUCCGUGAGUAUAAUAAUAAUAUUAGAUUCUCGUGCGAAUUUGAGAAUCGGAUAUUUUAGGAGUCUAUUAUAUUAUACCGGCUGGCAAUUAAUUAUGUAAAACGAGGAUGAAAUUAUGUAUAGAUCUCCGUAUGAAAUCCCUUUCAAUAUAUAAAAUCAACCCCGAAAU